UUUCUUUCUUUCCGGUCUAACAUGCCAUUCCAAAGGUUUGUGGAGACAGGCAGAAUUGCCAAAUGCUCAGCGGGUCCCUUGAAAGGGAGAUUAGUAGCGAUUGUUGAUGUUAUAGAUCAAACAAAGGUAUUGAUUGAUGGACCAUUAACGGGAGUUCCACGUCAGGAAUAUAGACUAAAUAACCUUCAUUUAACGAAAUUCCGUCUUAAGUUUCCUUAUCACGCUCCAACAAGGGUUGUGAGAAAAAUAUGGAAAGAUUUUAAUGUUCGAGCUGAGUGGAAAAAAACAGCUUGGUCACAGAAAGCAGUUUCUAUACGAAAGCGAACACAAUUGAAUGAUUUUGAUCGCUUUAAAUUACGUUAUGCUAAACGUCAACGCAAUAAGCUUUUAACUAUUGCUUUCAACUCAUUGAAGAAGAGGACGAAAUUCGAUGGAACACCAAUUAAGCUUAAGAAUGAUAAAGCAGUUAAGUUCAGAAAACUAAAAGAUGAAAAGUUAGCUGCCAAAGCUAAAAAAUAAUUUUAGAACUUUUAAAACUGAAAAUAACUUCAAAUAAAAAACAAAUUUCUUAAACUGUA
Molecule: messenger RNA, 578 nt
Organism: Condylostylus longicornis
Lineage: Eukaryota; Metazoa; Arthropoda; Insecta; Diptera; Dolichopodidae
Gene: RpL14
Product: 60S ribosomal protein L14
Exons: 4
Coding region: 22-519 (165 amino acids)
Biological process (GO): translation; ribosomal large subunit biogenesis
Cellular component (GO): cytosolic large ribosomal subunit; ribosome
Molecular function (GO): structural constituent of ribosome; RNA binding
Source: RefSeq, a predicted model, not a curated record